Molecule: messenger RNA, 2049 nt
Organism: Neopsephotus bourkii (Bourke's parrot)
Lineage: Eukaryota; Metazoa; Chordata; Aves; Psittaciformes; Psittacidae
Gene: TRIB2
Product: tribbles pseudokinase 2
Exons: 4
Coding region: 257-1288 (343 amino acids)
Biological process (GO): protein phosphorylation; positive regulation of proteasomal ubiquitin-dependent protein catabolic process; regulation of MAP kinase activity
Cellular component (GO): nucleus
Molecular function (GO): ATP binding; protein kinase activity; mitogen-activated protein kinase kinase binding
Source: RefSeq, a predicted model, not a curated record
GGUGGGGCCGGGCCGGGCGGCGGGGCAGUCAGCCUGCGCGCUGGGCACCGUGCGGGUGUGCGGCGGCCGGCAGCGAGGCACGGAGGCAGCCAGCGUCCCCGCCACGACGCGGCGCUGAGGCUGGUCGCCCGCCGCCACCGCGCUCCCGCCCCCCCUCCCCCCCCGCCACACAAAGGCAGCCGCAGCCGGACGGGCGAGGGACUGCGCUCCACGCCAGGGCUCCGGUGCAGCGUCUCGGCUGGUCUUCUCCAUACUCAUGAACAUACAAAGGUCAACCCCUAUCACGAUAGCACGAUAUGGGAGACCGCGGAAUAAAACCCAGGAUUUCGAGGAGCUCUCGUCCAUACGGUCCAUCGAGCCAAGCCAGAGUUUUAGCCCGAAUCUAGGCUCGCCGAGCCCGCCGGAGACCCCGAACUUGUCGCAUUGCGUUUCUUGCAUCGGGAAAUACUUAUUGUUGGAGCCUCUCGAGGGAGACCACGUUUUCCGAGCCGUACAUCUGCACAGUGGCGAGGAGCUGGUUUGCAAGGUGUUUGAUAUUGGCUGCUACCAGGAGUUAUUAGCACCAUGUUUUUGUCUGCCUGCGCAUAAAAAUAUCAACCAAAUUACUGAAAUAAUUCUUGGGGAGACAAAAGCGUAUGUGUUCUUUGAAAGGAGCUAUGGGGACAUGCAUUCGUUUGUUCGUACCUGCAAGAAGCUUAAAGAAGAGGAGGCAGCCAAACUCUUCUAUCAAAUAGCUUCUGCUGUUGCACACUGCCAUGAUGGUGGACUGGUACUGCGAGAUCUCAAGCUACGAAAGUUUAUUUUCAAGGAUGAAGAAAGGACUAGAGUGAAAUUGGAAAGCCUAGAAGAUGCUUAUAUUUUAAGAGGAAAUGAUGACUCUCUUUCUGAUAAGCAUGGCUGCCCAGCCUAUGUGAGUCCAGAGAUCUUGAACACAAAUGGCAGCUACUCUGGCAAAGCAGCGGAUGUAUGGAGUCUAGGUGUCAUGCUUUAUACCAUGCUAGUUGGACGCUAUCCUUUCCAUGACAUAGAGCCUAGUUCCCUCUUCAGCAAGAUUCGUCGUGGGCAGUUUAACAUUCCAGAAACUCUAUCCCCCAAGGCAAAAUGCCUCAUACGUAGCAUACUGCGUCGGGAGCCAUCGGAGAGGCUGACUUCACAGGAAAUUCUGGACCAUCCAUGGUUUUCUACAGAUUUUAAUGUAUCAAAUUCAGGAUAUGGUGCUAAGGAAGUAUCAGAUCAGCUGGUGCCUGAUGUCAACAUGGAAGAAGACUUGGACCCAUUCUUUAACUGAGCACAAAGACUUGUUCAGAAGGUACACAAUCUGGAGAUGGACACAUGAAGGAGCCCUUCCUGACCGUGUUAAAUCACAUCCUGUAUCAGCCUAGCUUGGUAGCAAAAGACACUCAAGAGGUCCUCAAAUUGAGAAGGAACCUCUACAAGGAGAUAAUAUAACAAAUGUAGCAUGGGGACAGACUGGGGGGGUGGGGGGGAGCUUGCUAUCAGGUUAGAUUGAUUUGGAGGAGAAAAGGCAGCAUGGAGCAAUUGUAGCUUCUCACUUUUUUGGAGCCAAGGAGACUGCACAUGCCAAUUCUGGUGCAGCUGUAUCACUCUUGUUUCUGUUCCAUUAAAAAUAGUGGUAACUCACAACAAAUGGAAACUUUUUUGCCUCAGCUCACAUCUUGGCAUCGCACUGUUAGAUAUUUAACUUCAGCCAUUAUUCAGGGAAAGUAUAAUUGGCUAACAUUUUUUUAAUCAGAUGUCUAAUAAUUAAUGGGAUUAAUUUAAGAAAAAAAUUAGGUGCACAAAGAUGGACAUGAAAAGUGGGUGCUAAAAACAAACAAAAUUUCAGUUCAUGUCUCUUGAUAGCUAUUUUCAACUCAUUUCUUCUAAAUAAACUACUUAAUAUUCUUGUCAGGAAAUGACAUUUUAAUGCUUUGUUCCCUUAAGGGGAAGUAACUGUCAUUUAAGAAGCUGUUCUGUUUUGUGUCAAAUGGUUUGUUGCAGGAAGCUAUUAUAACUCGAACUUCCAGAUGCAUUACUGCUAUAAUGGGG